AUGAAACAAGGCGACGGCUAUUUCUUUUCCAACAUCUGCAGGCGGACUUUUUCGAGGGUCAGCUGCACGCGACGACCGAGGCGCAACUGCCCGGUGCAAGACCAGCAGGACACAACUGGGAUGUCGAACGCGGCCCUUCAGCUCGAGCAGCUCUUCAUCUUCCACCCCCGCCUGGGUAGCGAGGCAGGCGAGAAGCUGCUGUACUUUCACCCCGAGCACACGCCUCUCGCCGAGCAGCACAACGCGCUCGGCCUCGUCGUCGCGCUCGAAGGGCUCCUGGCCAACUUUGGAGUGGCGUCGCCUUUCGAGCUGCUGGCCACGGCGCAGCGGCGGUAUGUCGUGCUGCAGCCGGAGCCGAGCCUGUGGCUAGUCGCCGUGCACAUGCUGCCUCCGAGUGCGCCAGCCGCCACCGCACGGCAGAGAGGUGCGAUCGAGGAGGAGGCGGAGGCGGAGGCGGCCGACGCGGACGCCGUUCGGCGCGCCGCCUUGGAGCAGCUGUACGAGACGCUCCGCCUCUGCUGCGGACCGCUUUCGCGCCGCCUGGUGGAGUCUGGCGGCGCCGCCUCAGUGCGGGCCCUCCUCUCUGGCGUGAUGCCGCGGCUGCUGGCGGUGGCGGCGCUGCAGCACGAGGCGGAGGGCGACUUCCUGACGGCGGUCGGAGGCAUCCAGUACCUCCCCCUCGGCCAGGCUGCCGGGCUGCGCUGCCACGCAGCGAUGACCGCCGUCCUAUCGGCCCAGCCUGCGGCGGCGCGCUGCUCGCCCGGUACGGGAGGCGUGCACGACGUGUCCCCGACGCUGCCUGGCCAUGUCCCGCAGGCGCACCUGCUGCUCACCUUCGAAGGGAGGCUGCUCGUGCUGCGCGCGCACCGCGCAAAGCACGCCGCGGACGCCUCGGCGACGCCCGCCGCCGGCUUCCUCGUCGGCGCCGGCGCCGCGGGCUGCGGCGACGGAGCCGAAGGGCCGACUCUCCCUCGGCUCUUUGUGCGGAAACGCGCCCCUCUCUCGCCCGGGCAAGCAGACCCGGCCGCCAGCUGCGUGUCGGCGGCAAGCUCGCCGCCCGAGGCUGCUGCCGCCGGCGAGGGUCUGGCCGCCCGCGAGGCUUCGGGCGAGGGGCGGCACGAGCGAGGCGGCGACGGGUGGGAGGAGGACGGGUGGGAGGGGCUGCGGCUGGCCGUCCUCUGCUCGCACGGCGUCGGCAUCGCCCUGCUGCUCGAGGACGGGUCGCGAGAGUGGGCGGACCGGCGGUGGCACGCGACGCUCCGCGCCUCGCUGAGCUCUGAGCUCGAGGGGCUCGGCGCGGUCUUCGCGGAGCAGGCGCGGCGCGCCGGCGCGGAGGAGCAGUCUCGCCGCUACGUCUCCUUCGACUCCUUCAGCCUCGCGCUCCAGCUCCUCGAGCGGCUGCUGCUGCGGUCCUGGAGCGACCUCGAGGCGGGCGAGGCGCGGCAGGUGGCGGCGCGUGCCGCCGAGGGCUGGCUGCUCGCGCGCGCGUCGGGGAGCCGGCGCCUGUUUGCCCUGGUCGAGUCGAAACACGCUUCGCUCGCGGAGGCGCACCAGGAGGCUCUCGCGCUCACCGCGUCGCACCUUUCGCACAUCUUCAUCGACGGGUAG
Messenger RNA from Emiliania huxleyi CCMP1516, 1608 nucleotides. RefSeq lists its product as hypothetical. The record is from RefSeq and is a predicted model, not a curated record. Gene Ontology annotation, cellular component: intracellular membrane-bounded organelle; Mon1-Ccz1 complex. The transcript has 4 exons. Gene Ontology annotation, biological process: vesicle-mediated transport. Lineage: Eukaryota; Haptophyta; Isochrysidales; Noelaerhabdaceae. The coding region runs from base 1 to 1608 and encodes 535 amino acids.